AUGGCCGUGCUUCUCCCCAUGGACUCGCCUGCUGGAGCUGAACCCCGACCUGCUGGGUCUGGCACAUGCAGCCACGUUGUGGAGUUGAGUUAUUCCAGUGUCACCUGGGUAGGAGAUCAACGGAUGAGAGACUGGCAGAAACAAAACCAGCAGGGUGCUUGUCACAACAAAAGGCCUGUGAGCUCUUCCAGUGAAGGUGACAAGUGUGAUAUUGGAGCCACUUUGUCACUGGAAAUACAAGAAGCAUCAGGGGCUUUUGAUUGCUUGCUAUUGAUUACUGACUUGCUAUUCAGGCAGUUUACACCACUAAUAAAUGCAAGUGAAAUUCAAAGAUUUUCAGAUUUUCCAUUGUCAAAGAAAACCCUAAAAGGAUUGCAGGAAGCUCAGUAUCGUGUGGUAACGGAGAUACAGAGGCAAACCAUAGGUUUGGCUUUACAAGGUAAAGACGUACUGGGAGCUGCAAAGACUGGAUCAGGCAAAACCUUGGCUUUUAUUGUCCCAGCUUUGGAACUCCUGUAUCGCCAUCAGUGGACUUCAGCUGAUGGACUGGGAGUUUUGAUCAUAUCGCCUACCCGGGAACUGGCAUAUCAAACCUUCAAGGUUCUGCGUAAAGUGGGAAAGAAUCAUGAGUUCUCAGCUGGCCUUAUCAUUGGAGGAAAGGAUCUGAAAGAAGAGUCUGAAAGAAUCCACCACAUAAAUAUGCUAAUUUGCACUCCAGGACGGCUUCUACAGCACAUGGAUGAAACUUCAUAUUUCUAUGCAUCUGAUCUGCAAAUGUUGAUUCUUGAUGAAGCUGAUAGAAUUCUAGACAUGGGGUUUGCUGAUACAAUGAAUGCAAUCAUAGAAAAUCUACCUAAGAAACGCCAGACCUUGCUUUUUUCUGCGACACAAACAAAAUCAGUGAAGGAUCUUGCACGGCUGAGUCUGAAAGAUCCGGAAUAUGUUUGGGUUCAUGAGAGAGCCAAAUUCAGUACCCCGGCAACUUUGGAUCAGAACUAUGCUGUUUGUGAGCUUCAGCAAAAAGUAAACGUGUUAUACUCUUUCCUGAGAAGUCACUUGAAAAAGAAGAGCAUUGUGUUUUUUGCAAGCUGUAAAGAGGUCCAGUAUCUAUUCAGAGUGUUCUGUAAGCUACAGCCUGGUCUUCCUGUACUGGCACUCCAUGGCAAGCAGCAUCAGAUGAAGAGAAUGGAAGUCUACACUUGUUUUGUUCGGAAAAAGGCAGCAGUACUUUUUGCUACAGAUAUUGCAGCUCGCGGCCUGGAUUUUCCAGCGGUGAACUGGGUCAUUCAGUUUGAUUGUCCAGAAGAUGCAAACACAUACAUCCACAGAGUGGGAAGAACAGCCAGAUACAAAGAAGGUGGUGAAGCUUUGUUAGUAUUGCUUCCCUCAGAAGAAAAAGGCAUGGUGGAACAGCUGGCACAGAGGAAAGUACCUGUCAGUGAAAUCAAAAUUAAUCCUGAAAAACUUACAGACAUUCAAAAGAGGAUGCAAGCUUUCUUAGCUCAAGAUCAGGAGUUAAAAGACAAAGCUCAAAGGUGUUUUGUAUCCUACUUGCGUUCAGUUUACUUAAUGAAGAAUAAGGAAGUAUUUGAUGUUUUCAAAUUGCCUCUAGCAGAAUAUGCCCUAUCACUUGGUCUUGCAGUGGCACCUCGUGUGAGAUUUCUUCAAAAGGUUCGGAAACAGCUGUGUGCGAAUGAGACAGCUGAUGGGAAGGAUCACUUGAAGGAGACAGAGCGAAAUAAAAAUACCCUCUCCUCGAUAAGCAAGGAAGAAGUGGAGAAAUGCGGAGCUAAUUUCAGUGGAAAGGUGUCUGUUAACAAAAUAAAGGAAAAGGAGAGAAGGAAAGAAACUGAGGAAUGUUCUGCUUCCAGUGAGGGUGCUGAGGAGGGUGGUGAAUCUGAGGAUGAAUUGGAAGAGGUAUCUGAGGAGGAGGAAAAAGAAGUUCCUGUACCAAGCAGGGUUCCAAACCCAGACUCCAUGCAGUUCUUUGAAGAUGAUGAUGAUGAUGAUGAUGAUACUAAAGAUCUUGAUUUGCUGACAGUGAAACGACGGAAUGUUUUUGGUGUGGAAUCUAAAGAUAAUACAGCACCGGUAAGUUCACUUUAUAGUAAGGCUUAUGAAUCUUAA
Aptenodytes forsteri (emperor penguin) is the source of this 2127-nucleotide messenger RNA. Its product is annotated as probable ATP-dependent RNA helicase DDX10. The coding region runs from base 1 to 2127 and encodes 708 amino acids. The transcript is spliced from 13 exons. Gene Ontology annotation, molecular function: ATP binding; RNA helicase activity; nucleic acid binding. The record is from RefSeq and is a predicted model, not a curated record. Gene Ontology annotation, cellular component: nucleus. Gene Ontology annotation, biological process: rRNA processing. Lineage: Eukaryota; Metazoa; Chordata; Aves; Sphenisciformes; Spheniscidae.